Eutrema salsugineum is the source of this 3893-nucleotide messenger RNA. RefSeq names its product disease resistance protein RPS6. Gene Ontology annotation, molecular function: ADP binding; ATP hydrolysis activity. Lineage: Eukaryota; Viridiplantae; Streptophyta; Magnoliopsida; Brassicales; Brassicaceae. The record is from RefSeq and is a predicted model, not a curated record. Gene Ontology annotation, biological process: signal transduction; defense response.
GGCGCAAUUAAGUCAACAAAUAUACUACUUGCUUCAACUUGCAUCUGAAAAAAUUCUGAGAAAUAAUGGUGAGAUUGCUACUUAUAUGCUCUAAUUAACACUCUCCUUUGAUUGUCUCUUCAGAAGAUCAAUCACAAAGUCGUUUUUUGUUCCUCUCUCUCUCUUUCUCUAUGGCUCCAUCAUCUUCUUUUACCACUUGGGUGUACGAUGUUUUUCCGAGCUUCAGUGGGGAAGACGUACGUGUAACUUUCCUCAGCCACUUUCUAAAGGAGCUUGAUCGGAAACUGAUCAUUCCUUUCAAAGACAAUGAGAUGGAGAGAAGCCGGUCACUCGAUCCUGAGCUUAAACAGGCUAUUAAGGAUUCUAGAAUUGCAGUGGUCGUGAUCUCCAAAAACUACGCCUCUUCAAGCUGGUGCCUCAACGAGUUGCUGGAGAUAGUGAAUUGCAAGGAAGAGUAUGGUCAGAUGGUAAUACCGGUUUUCUAUGCUUUGGAUCCUUCCCAUGUAAGGAAACAAACCGGUGACUUUGGAAAAAUCUUUGAAGAGACUUGCAAGAACAGUACAAAAGAAGUGACAAACCGAUGGAGGAGUGCCUUGACCGAUGUAGCUAAUAUCCUCGGAUAUCAUUCAGUGUCUUGGGGUAACGAAGCAAAAAUGAUUGAAGAAAUUGCCAAUGAUGUUUUGGAUAAACUACUUUUAACUCCAUCGAAGGAUUCUGAGGACUUCGUAGGCAUCAAAGAUCAUAUCGCAAAUAUGAGUGUAUUGUUAAACUUGGAAUCUGAGGAAGUGAGGAUGGUUGGUAUAUGGGGUUCCUCCGGGAUUGGCAAAACUACAAUAGCAAGAGCUCUUUACAACCAACUUUCUCGACAUUUUCAAAAUAGCAUUUUCAUAGACAGGUCUUUCUUAUCUAAGAGUAUGGAAAUUUAUAAUAUAGCCAAUCCGGACGACUACAACAUGAAGUUGCAUUUGCAAAGAAAUUUCCUCUCUGAAAUCUUAGGUAAAAAACACAUAAAGCUGAAUCAUUUAAGUGCUGUUGAGGAGAGGCUGAAGCACCAGAAAGUUCUUAUUUUCAUCGAUGAUUUGGAUGAUCAAGUGGUGCUAGAUGCCUUGGUGGGUGAACCAAAAUGGUUUGGAAAUGCGAGCAGAAUAAUUGUGGUUACAAAUGAUAAGCAUUUCUUAAGGGCCCAUGGGAUUGAUUGUCAUUAUGAGGUCUGUCUCCCAUCUGAAGACCUCGCUCAAGAUAUGUUAUGUCAAUAUGCUUUCAGGAAAAAGUCUCCACCUGAAGGUUUUGAGAAGCUAGUAGUUGAAGUUGCAAGACAUGCUGGUUGUCUUCCUUUGGGUCUUAAUGUUUUGGGUUCAUCUCUACGAGGGAGAGAUAAGGAGUACUGGAUGGAUAUGUUGCCAAGGCUUCAAAAUGGUAUAGAUGAGAAGAUUGAGAAAACAUUGAGAGUCAGCUAUGAUGGAUUAGGUAGCGAACAAGACAAAGCGAUAUUCCGCCAUAUCGCAUGCUUUUUCAAUGGUGCCGAAGUCACAUACAUGAAGUUAUUGCUCGCAGAUAGUGACUUGGGUGUUAAUAUUGCACUUGGGAACCUAGCUGAUAAGUCCCUCAUCGACGUCAGAUUGGGUAUUGUGAGGAUGCACCGUUUGCUACAAGAAAUGGGUAAAAAGGUUGUUCGUCUUGACGACCCUGAAAAACGGGAAUUUCUGGUGGAUUCACAAGAUAUAUGUGAUGUACUCAAUGAAGGCAUUGGUAGUAAAAAGAUUUUAGGUAUAUCAUUGGAUAUUGAUGAGAUUGAUGAGUUGCAUGUACAUGAGAGUGCCUUCAAGGGGAUGCGUAAUCUCCGUUUUCUAGACAUUUACUCGAAAAGCUUUCAUAGGUUGGGGAAACAAGGCAUUUUGCACUUACCCGAAAGCUUCGACUACUUUCCCCCUAAACUCAAAUUAUUGUGUUGGCCCGAAUAUCCAAUGAGAUGUAUGCCAUCCAAGUUUCGUCCUGAAAAACUGGUUAAGCUCAAAAUGAAUAAUAGCAAGCUUGAGAAGCUGUGGGAAGGAGUUGUGUCACUAACAUGUCUCAAUGUGAUGGAUUUGUGGGGAUCUCACAACCUCAAAGAAAUCCCAGAUCUUUCAAAGGCAACCAAUCUCGAGAUUCUUGAACUUGGGCGUUGCUAUAGUUUGGUGGAGUUUCCUUCCUCAAUUCCAUAUCCCAAUAAAUUGAAGAUAUUGGACAUGCACUAUUGCGGAAAUCUAGAGACUAUUCCAAUUGGCAUAAACCUCCAAUCUCUCGACCACCUCAAUCUUUAUAAAUGCUCGCAGUUAAGGACUUUUCCUGAAAUCUCAACAAACAUCUCAGAGCUCUAUAUAGACGAAACAGCCAUUGAAGAAUUCCCUGCUAAUAUGCGUUUGGAGAAUCUAUGUGAGCUUCGCAUGGAAAACCUAAAGAGUAAGAAACUAUGGGAAGGAGUUCAGCCUCUUACUCCCCUCAUGGCGAUGUUGUCUCCCUCUUUGACGAGGCUGUGGCUAUCGGAUAUCUCAAGUUUGGUGGAGCUUCCUUCUUCAUUUCAGAAUCUCCAUAAUCUCAGGAGUUUGAAAGUUGCAAAUUGCGUAAAUCUGGAGACCCUUCCCACUGGAAUGAACCUCCAAUCUCUUUGUCGCCUCGAUUUUAGUGGAUGCUCACGGCUGAGGACUUUUCCUGAUAUCUCAACAACCAUCAGAGGGCUCCAUCUAGGGCAAACAGCGAUUGAAGAGGUUCCUUGGUGGAUUGAGAAAUUCUCUAGGCUUAAAUUCCUAGAGAUGAAGGGAUGCAACAAGUUAGAAUAUGUAAACCUAAAUAUUUCUAAACUGAAGGAUCUUUCAGUUGACUUUUCAGACUGCAAGGCAUUGACUGGAGCUAGCUGGAAUGAUAGUCCAAGAAGUGUGUUAAAUUAUGUCCCACAGAGAGUCCAUAUCAAUUUCACCAACUGUUUCAACUUGGAUCAAGAAGCUUUGUAUCAACUGUUUCACCAACGUUCAUUUUUUUAUGAUCCAAUGAUCUUGCCAGGUGAAGAAGUGCCAUCAUAUUUCACUCACCGAACUACUGGAGCCUCCUCUUCUCUGACCAUCCCUCUACUUCACAGUUCUCUCUCACAACCAUUCUUCAGAUUCAGGGCUUGCACUGUGUUUAAUUGUGACAAUAUGUCUGAGUUAUCUAGCGGUGGAGAAUUCUAUGCUAAAUUUCACUUCAAAGGCAGAUUUUGGAACACUUUAGAUUCCUUUCGUCAGCCACAAGACUUCUGGGCAGGCACUGAGAUGUAUACGAUCUGGACAACUAAGAAGGAUACUCGUCUGUUUAUUUUGGAUUGUCGUAUCCCUCUAAGGAAAGAUAGUGCUGUCCUAGCUGAAAUGAACUACAAUCAUGUGGAUAUACAGAUUCAUAUUAGUAAUAUUAGUCACUCUCCAGAAGAAUGGGGUAUACGACUUUUAGAGGACUGUUCAUCAGCAGAGAACGGACUUGGUAGUCCAAACACGCCUCCUCAUGUUUUUGAAACCGACUUAGUGACGGAGACAAGCAGUAAACGAAUGCGGAUUUCGUGAAGAAAAUUUGAAUCGAAACUGUAAGAGUAUUAUGCAGAAGCGUUUAAAUCCAAUACAAAUCUUUGCCCGGUUUAGCGAUAAAUAUGAUUUGUUAUGAUCCGAAAAUGGAUGCAUGGGGAAGAGAUCACAGAUGAAAAUCAACCACUUAUCACCUUUUAAAUGCUCUUCCAAUUAAUCUCUUCAAGCUUUUUCUAUUUAAAAACGUUUUUUCUCUCUAUGUAAUUUCUUUGUUUAAAUUAAUUCUUAAAUAAUAUAUAUGUAAAUGUUAAACAAAAAUUUAUGUUAUAAUAAUUAAAAAUAUUAAAAAUAUUUAUUUUAUUUUUA